This is a messenger RNA of Exaiptasia diaphana, 781 nucleotides long. RefSeq names its product papilin. NCBI's taxonomy places the organism in Eukaryota, Metazoa, Cnidaria, Anthozoa, Actiniaria, Aiptasiidae. The coding region runs from base 308 to 781 and encodes 157 amino acids. The record is from RefSeq and is a predicted model, not a curated record. The transcript has 6 exons.
UAUGUUUACAUCUGAUAAAAUUUAUAAGUUAAUUACGCACUCCACACGGAUAGCGUUGCGUGACAGCAGAGGACAGUUGCUUUAGGAGUUUACAACGUGAACUAUGACUGAAUUAUAGAAAAGGUUUGUUCCUGGAGCAAAUCUAAACAAUAAAUAUCCUGUUUUUUUUUUCAAAAUAAAAGUUCACGAGGCAUUGUAAACCUUCUGAUUUCAACAAGACUUCCCGCCGACUGAUGUACGGURUAAGGAGUCACUGCAAGUCUCGCUAGUCGRCUGUAUCCAYUUAACGUAACAGAACAAAUCAAGUAUGAAGGCUAUCGUGGUCAUUGCYAUUGYUUYCUUGGCCAUUUGUUCUGGGAACUCAGUAUACAAUCUCAGAUUUGAUGAACUGUUAAGAGCGCCAGGAGAUACUUCCCAUAAGCUUCAAGGUUUUGAAAAAAGGCAUAAAGUUGAAAGUGUAUGCAUGAAGUACACAUUUGGGUGCUGCCCCGAUAAUAAAACUCCAAGACAUGGUUCACACAACGAAGGAUGUGGAGUAAAACUAUGCAUGGAUGAAUCGGUAUCUCAAUGCAAGARAAUAAGCAAAACCSAWUGUAAUGAUGAAGCUAUMUACAAGAAGUGCCAUCRCCGAUGCAACCCUCAGUGCAGACAAUGCAGUGAUGAUCCAGACGUGGCUAUUCUCUGCCAAAGGUUCAACGAAAAUGACUGUCAAGAAGGUGGCUAUGGAGUCACGUCAUUCUUGGAAAAACGGUGUCAUAAAACAUGUAAAAAAUGUUUUUAA